UUGUUUCUAGAGAAAAGUAAAGAGGAGAUACUUUUAUCAGGGUGGUGGUGAAGGAAUGGAGGGGUUUUAAAGUUGGCAAAAGCAAAAGGUAACUUAUUAGGUUUUACAAUUUGAUGUUCAUUGCCUUUUCUAACCUGCAAAUUUUCUAUACAUUUCUUGAUUCUGAUCAGGACGAUGAAAGUGAAGCCAUCAAUUUAAGCGACACAGAGGAAGAGUCAGUAAACUUGCAUCCCCAAAAGCGAAAAAGGCAAAUAAAUUCCCAUGCUUGGAAAUGGUUUGAUAAAUUAAAUAGAAUUUCUGCAAAGUACCGCAUAUGCAGCAAACUGUACAAGACCAGUUGUAAAACAUCUAAUUUGCACGAUCAUAUAAGUCGCACGCAUCCUAAUUUAGGUAACUCAGAAUGUCCUGAAUCAGUCAUCACCAAUUACUUCCAACAAGCAGAUAGCUACGAUGCCAAUUCUCCUCGUAAAAUUGAGAUCGACAAAGAAGUAAUGAGCAUGAUCAUAUCGGACAUGCAACCGUUCCGCAUCGUUGAAGAUGUAGGAUUCAGAAAACUCUUCACAAUUUUAGAUCCUAGGCAUAAGUUACCAAGCAGGACGACAUUGCAAAACGUUCUUUUAGUCGAGAUGUAUGAAAAAGCUAGAGAUAGCCUACAACAUAUUUUGAAAAAUGUUAAUCUUUGUUCAAUUACCUCAGACGGUUGGACAUCAAAAGCGAAUGUAAAUUACUUAACAGUAACGUGUCACUUUGUUGUUGAAGACAAAUUGCGAUCAGCAGUAUUAUCCACCUCUCAGCUAUUUGACGACACAAAUCAUUCUGGAGACAAUAUUGCUGAUUCAUUACGUGCAGUCCUCAAUGAAUGGGGUAUUUUUGGUAAAGUAUCAACAAUUGUCACGGAUAAUGCGCACAGCAUGACGAAAGCUUGCAAAAUCCUGGAAAAAUGUAACUUACCGUGCUUUGCUCACACCCUCAAUCUUGUUAUGCUGGACGUAUUGGCUCAUGAUUUAUUAAGAGACCUUCUAUUAAAAUGUAAACGGAUUAUCAGUUUCUUCAAAAGUAGUGCUAUAGCAUAUGCAAAGUUUAGAUCAGUGUUUAAAAAACUGCAGAAAGUUUUAUUUCAUUUGCUUUUGCUUCUGCUUAUGCUUUUGGAAAAGAAAGAAGUUGCAGUCAAAGCAAACGCAGAAAACGAUUACCAAUAAAAUGAGCGUCAGCUUCGGCAGCCGUCGGUUUGAAAAAUUUUCAUUUUGUCUUGCUUAUGAUUUUGAUCAGUAGCACAAGUUAAAGCAAAAGCAAUAUUUCUGCUUUUGCGAGUCGUCAACAGUGGCAGUCGAUGAAACAGAAGUUUAGCAUACACAAGCCGUCAGCAUUUCUGUACAUUAGUCGCAGUCGAACAAAAAGCAAAAAUUUAUUUAAUUUAUUUGCUAAGAAGCAUCGAGUUCGUGCUGGAAAGCUAACGAUCGUAUGCUUCUCAGCAUUUCUUCGUGUUGGUGCAGUGGCUAUUCGUUUUCGUUUUCAAAUAUGACAGCAGAAGCAACUGACAACUGACGAACUGCGAAAGCCGAUCAAUUUCUUCUGCUUCUGCUUC
This is a messenger RNA of Rhagoletis zephyria (snowberry fruit fly), 1585 nucleotides long. Its product is annotated as zinc finger BED domain-containing protein 1-like. The record is from RefSeq and is a predicted model, not a curated record. Lineage: Eukaryota; Metazoa; Arthropoda; Insecta; Diptera; Tephritidae.